Messenger RNA from Xylona heveae TC161, 2028 nucleotides. RefSeq lists its product as hypothetical. Lineage: Eukaryota; Fungi; Ascomycota; Xylonomycetes; Xylonales; Xylonaceae. The transcript has 2 exons. The record is from RefSeq and is a predicted model, not a curated record. The coding region runs from base 1 to 2028 and encodes 675 amino acids.
AUGGGUCCUCCUGGACAUGCAGUCGCAGGGAUUGAUUCCUCCGAUUUGCCUGUAGAGAUUGCUUUGCCUGCAUCUCCGCCGCAGUUGUCUCCUUUCAUUUCUCGCCAAAUCCCUGACACGAAUGACGAGAUUUGUUCCAGUACGGAUGCCCUGGAAAGUAACGCCAGCACAGAGAAUAAGGUGGCAGUAAAUCUGGAAAACGAGAGCCCCUUGAAGAGACGAGGGACCCGCCAUCCCAAUAGUUACCUACACCAUACCUUUCCUCGAGACCGGCCGCAUCGUUUAGUCCGUUCCAAUACCGUGGGGCCUGAAUUUUCAGCCUCCAAAUCCGUUGCUCCUCGACCAUUACAACAUACCCCGCGGAGGCCUCGCGAAUCCGUUGCCGUAAAAUCGACGCUUUGGCAACCUGGGAGGCAGCAACGUCUCCCGUUUGACCUUCACAGUAUUACGUCCUCUCAUGCCGACUUGAUUCGGUCACGAUCUCGACAACUCCUGAGCGAAUUGCAUGAACGCCGCCUCGUAGCUACGGAUCAAGUCUUCCUUAGCCCAUUGCGGCUUGCUGAAAUGGGACCCCUGGACCUGAACACCGGUGACCCACGAGGACUAGGCCUUCAUGGAAUGGGGAAUAUUGAUGACAGUCAUCAACCAAUGCACUCGCGCCCUCAGUAUUCCUUCAUGCUCACUCCGCCCGAUGACAAUGGUGCAAUGGACUGGACUCCGUCCCCUGCACCAAAGGACCCUCCAGAGAACUCGGAAACCCCAGAAACGCCAUCUGAUAUAUUAACCCAGCCCCAGCCUCCAAGAAACAGAACCUCAAAUUUUGACGCUGAAGAGACCGGAGACAGCGGGGAUGGCCACCGAAUACAAUCCGAUGCCAAUGACAGCAGUGGGCGUCCGGAUUCUCAAGGCCCCAUGGCACCCCGGCUACCGACGCCGCAGAGCCAGGAAGGAGCAGCUGAUGGAGGCCUGUGGUACGAAGCCGGUAUCAAGGCGCUCGUCUCCAGCGUCAAUACUUCAUCGAGCACGGGGCCCUCCGUUCGUGUGCUGUCGCAGGCUUUGCCUUUUCCUUGCUCUAGUCCAACUAUUUUUCCUUCGCUCAUUAACGCUAUCAAUGAAGUCUUACCGCCAGGCCAGACUACCUGGAUCAAUGCCGUCCAUGCUGUACCACCGCGCUUCAGCCUCGAAGAUUUGCCAUCGUCACCUCCAGGGACCCCGAGCACCGUGCAAGGUGGAGAAGAUUAUUUCAGCAGCGUAGUGUUCAAUAGUGCUGUGCCGGUGCCGGAUCCUCAAGAAAGAGGUACCAGCACACCACUCCCUGCCUCGCCUUAUACUGUCGUUCCCCCUUCGAGCAUGCAUCUCUCCUUGGUGGAGCGUUACAUUCCACCGAGUAGCUCAUCUGAGAUUCGCGAUUUAUUUUCCGCUGCUGGCCCCUCCAUCCUCGUCGAUCGUCUGGCCGAGCUCGCUUCGGACGGCGGAUCUUUGCUCUUUGUGUAUCCUACGCGGCAAGGCGCCCGAACCUUCUCUGAGCUCUACCUCGGUCCCAUCUUGGAUCCGGCGCUUCGUUCGCUGGUUGUGGUGAAUGAGCUGACUGCCGACCUGGGGAUUGCACUCAGUGGCACGGGACUUGGCGAUGAUUUACUCUCAUAUGAAGUCAUGACACGAAAGAUUCGUGGUUUAUGUCAGCAGCUUAACCGGGAAGGUACCCUCAGCCGGCCUGAGAUACGUCCCGCAACGGCAACGACAGCGACGGGUUCGACCUUUUCCCUAGUUCAUUCAUCAAAACAAGACGUUCUACUUGACCGCAAAGCAUGGGCAAAUUGGUGGAUUCGGCAAGAGAAGCCCCGGCUGCGGGAAGGUCUUGGUCGAUACUUUCGGAAAGCACGAAAGUUUUCUGCGGACUCGGACGUCAUUCCUACCCAUUUGCUGCAGGAAAUCCUCGAUGCUGUUCUCUCUCGGCCGUACGAAGAUCCCCCUUGUCCGACAACUGGCGUUGAAGUCGGCGUCUUCGUCAUUCGAAGAUCUCUGUAA